AUGGCGACUAGGCAUCCCGGGUUUUGCUUUCAACCCACCGACCAAGAACUCUUUUCCGAUUACUUGAUGCGGAGGCUGAAUGAAGAACUACUGCCUGACCCCAACCUCAUCCGCGAUUGUGACGUGUACGGCGGCGGCGACCCCUGGAAGAUCUUCGACAAGGAUAGGGGCGGGAAGUUCUAUGUUUUCACAGUGCUGAAGAAGAAGAACAGAUCAAGGGUGGACAGGACCGCUGGCUCAGGUUCUUGGAAGGGCGAACAGAGUUCCGAUUUCAAGGAUUUGCAAGGUGACGUGAUUGGCUACAAGAAACUCUUUACUUUCAAACCGAAAGCCGGCUCGAGCGCGAAAGCUGACAAGGCCGAGAAUGGGCACUGGAUCAUGUACGAGUACUCGAAGCAUCCCCGCAACGAAACGGACUGUGUCUUAUGCGUAAUUCAUAACAAAUACGCGGGGGAAGCAAGCAAGAGGGUUCGCCGGAAUCUGCACGGCCCAGUGCAACUUGAGGAAGAGAAUCCACGGGCAAAGAAGGCACAGACACUCCGCGAUGAUCACACAUACGCCAUCGACGUUCCUGCCACUGCAUCGCCAUCCUCAACUACUGCUGCCGCUCAAGCUCAACCAUCCUCUUCCCCGGCUUUGAACGAAGACGGAGUCUUCAUUCCACGGAAUAACAUCAGCUUCACCACUAGAAAUGCCAAUUCGCUUCCUCCGACAUCGGCGAACAUGCAAGAAGAUACCUGCCCGGCAGCUGCCCCGGCUUUUGGUGGCCCAAAUGGUGGUCCCUUUUCUAUGAUGGGCACGGCAGCACCUGGGGUCGACUGGGAAUGGGCGGAUCGGUUGAAGAAGAUGGAAAUAAGUCCGACGGUCAAGCAUCUCUUCUGUGCAGUUGUCGAGCAACGCGCUCGAGCUCUUCAUGGAAGGAUGGAACGACCUCGUUGAAAUCGCACUUAGGAGGAGUUCCAGCCAAUUUGUUUGAUUAGUUUCUAGGCAUUGGCCACUGCAUCUAGCUAGUUAUUAGGAUAAUCGAUGAACAUCAUGUUCUUAAUUUCGACAAUUACUAUUAUCUGCUCCUCCAGAUGAUGUAAACUAUUAUGCCGUUG
This is a messenger RNA of Eucalyptus grandis, 1100 nucleotides long. Its product is annotated as NAC domain-containing protein 72-like. The coding region runs from base 1 to 939 and encodes 312 amino acids. The record is from RefSeq and is a predicted model, not a curated record. Lineage: Eukaryota; Viridiplantae; Streptophyta; Magnoliopsida; Myrtales; Myrtaceae. Gene Ontology annotation, biological process: system development; regulation of DNA-templated transcription. The transcript is spliced from 2 exons. Gene Ontology annotation, molecular function: DNA binding.